Messenger RNA from Mobula hypostoma (lesser devil ray), 5130 nucleotides. It is a transcript of the gene arb2a, whose product is annotated as ARB2 cotranscriptional regulator A. Bases 215 to 1369 code for a protein of 384 amino acids. Gene Ontology annotation, molecular function: siRNA binding. The record is from RefSeq and is a predicted model, not a curated record. Gene Ontology annotation, cellular component: nucleus. Gene Ontology annotation, biological process: regulatory ncRNA-mediated heterochromatin formation. The transcript has 11 exons. Lineage: Eukaryota; Metazoa; Chordata; Chondrichthyes; Myliobatiformes; Myliobatidae.
UCUCCUGUCAGCUCUCGGCGUGGCCCUCAGUGUUUUCCCCCUCUCUCGUUUGGCUGAGGAUCGGGGGAAGGGAAGGGAAGGGAAGGGAGGGGAGCAGAAGUGGGUGGUCGGGAUACUCUUGCGUUACGGUCCGAGCGAGCGAGAGAGCGAGAAAGAGAAGCGGCGGCAAGGUGUAGUGUGUCGGCGCGUACCUUGAUCAGACAAUACUAAUUGGAUGCUCGUUUACCAGGUGGUUUUCAUCCUUUCACCUGUGUGGAUUAUCAUGGCACAGAACCAACCAGAUGGACCAGAAGAAAAGGACAGAACUUCUACUGCAUUAAAAGAUUUACUAUCUAGAAUUGACCUAGAAGAACUAAUGAAGAAGGAUGAACCACCUCUUAAAUUUCCCAAAACACUUGAGGAGUUUGAAUAUUAUUUUAAUGAAAAGGGACAGUUAAGACAUACGAAAACUGGGGAACCUUAUGUAUUUAAUUACCAUGAAGAUAUGCAGAGAUGGAAUCAGAAACGUUAUGAGGCCCUUGGAGAAAUUAUCACUCACUAUGUUUAUGACCUUUUAGAAAAAGAAUGCCAUCUAAAGAAGGCUUAUCUCCCAGUGGAUGCUGCAGAAGAUGAACCAAAAAGCUUCAUCUUUAUGAGUGAAGAUGCCAUGACAAAUCCUGACAAGUUGAUGGUUCUGAUACAUGGCAAUGGUGUUGUUCGGGUUGGCCAGUGGGCCAGAAGACUUAUAAUCAAUGAAGACCUUGACAGUGGCACUCAAAUACCUUUCAUUAAAAGGGCUAUGGACGAAGGAUAUGGAGUAAUAGUUCUAAAUACCAAUGAAAACUACAUAGAAGUGGAGGAGCCUCAAAAACCUGAGCAGUCCUCUGCAAAUGACACCGAUGAGCCAGUGGAAAAGAAAGAAAAGAAAGAUGACAGUCAGAAGGAGACGAAGAAGCAGCGAAAUAUUUAUGAGAAGUAUCGGAAUCCUCAAAAGGAAAAAGAAACAAAGCACAUCCCUAUCAGGGAUAACAGUACACCAGAGGAGCAUGCAUUCUAUGUCUGGGAUCACUUCAUUUCUCGAUCUUCUGCCAAGAAUGUGGUAUUUGUGGCCCACAGUUACGGUGGUCUGGUGUUUUUGGAAUUAAUGAUUCAGCGAGAAGCAGAAGUGAAGAGCAAAGUGAUUUCGGUGGCAUUGACAGAUUCUGUCCACAAUGUAUGGCACCAAGAAGCUGGGAAGUCUGUACUGGAUUGGAUGCAGGAGCAUUGCCGUAACUGGGUAUCAAGCUCUGAACCAUUGGACACACCAGUGGAGUUUAUGCUUCCAGACUGCCCACGAGUCUCUGCAGAGUGGGUGGACGCUGGAGCUCGGAUUCCUCGAUGUGGAGUUUGAAACGUUUUCCUGACAAGUGGCUGUAAUAAAUGAGAGUCGCUUUCAGAUGGAUAUCUCAGACGUGAAAUUGCGCCCAGCUGGUUAUAUACGCAAACAAAUAGUUUCAUGUAAGACUCUCGACUUGCCGGUUGAUGAAUAGAACACGACAUCGGUAAAUGGGUCUUUAACUCAUUUAGGAAUAAAACUAUUGGCUCUCUAAGUGGAAGACACGGAGACGCCAUGUAUCCAGAACAAGCCGCUAUUUAAAAAAAAAGCAGGUUUAUUAGUUUCCACACCCUCGCCCACAUUUUUGCCAUUAAUUCCAAAUGUCACUCAAUUACAAUGGACACCAGAUAAUCAGUGCAAGAACUGAACGAGCUCUAGCUUCGUGUGUGGAGGUAACUAGAUUUGCUUUAGGGAAAUACUUGGUUCGAAAGUGCGAGAACUUGGAAGGUAAACGUAGUUUUCCAAUUUGCCUGUAAAAUUAAACCACAUUCUUUUCGACAACCACGAUGGAGGCGGGAGACGCCCAAUUGAGUGUUUUAAAAACAAACUACUUUUCAGGAUUAGUCCCAUACCCUUGUUUUCUCUAAAAUCAUAUUGAAUAUAACACCAUGGGAUUCGCCCUAUAGAUUAAAAUCAGGCCGAUCAAAUAUCGUUUUAAUUUGUUAUUUCUUAAAAGCGUGCUGGGACAGCAUAAGAGAAGUGGAAAAGUUAGGCAGUGAAAGUGGGCAGGUGGACUGGAAAUAAAUUAAUUUCGCUCAUCUGGAAGUAUAAUAAAGAUAUAUUUAAGAGAAAUGGGCCACACAACAGGCAGUCUCUACAUAGUUAACUCCCUUGGGGACAUAAGUUUUUUUUUUGUUUUUUUAAACAAACUCCAACUAAGAGUACACCUGAAAACACUAGAUAAUCCAUUUGAGAGACCGAAAUCAGCCCAAAAUAAAAAUGCGGUUAUGGAAUGGAGGGGAAGCGAUGGAUGAUGUACUGAUAUUAAUUUUAAAGUUUCAAAGCAAAACCUCGGAAAAAAUCAAAAACGUAAGUGGUUAAAGGACGCUUAAAUAGUGGAGAAGAGAAGACAAUUGAGUCUUCAAGAUAAAUUCGGUGUGAAAGUCCAGGCGAAGUGGGGAAAGAGGGGAAAGAGAUGUUCUCGGAAUGCUUCAGGAGCCUAUGCUUAAGAAUUCGGAGACGAUGGGCUCUUUUGGAAAGUAUUAUCCUAAUAGUGGGAAAGAUAAGACGAGGUAUUUAAAAAGAGAAUUCGGAUAAACUGAGAUUAGGAAUUAAUAGUUAUGAUAAUUAAGUGGGAAAGGAUGGGAUGGGAUAACGAUAGAAACCCAGUGAAUACUUCGUCCAACAGCUCUAUAAUUUGACAGAAUGUGCUUUCCGAAUUUUAAAUAAUAACAAGUGAAACGUUUCUUCUGAAAGAAUAAACCGUAUUUGCAAAAUGAACAUCAUUUAUUAUAAGAACAAUACACGGCUGGUUUAAUAUUUUAUUAAAAGUACACUAACAUAGUUGAAUACAUAAGCUCAUCCUGUAUUUAAUAGUUAUACUCAUUUCCAGGUUACUUUAUGCGUUGAUAGUGAAAUCACCUCCUUCGUCUACCACCAGAUUCCCUCCCCCAACACGGUUACACCCCCACCCAAAUAAAAAUAAAGACCAGCUUUUCAAUUUCACUUGCUGUGCUCGGGAUAUCUUAUUGCUCCAGCCGCUGCCUCAUCCCACUUCCAAACCAUCCUUUAAAAUGAGUAGACUUUUGGAUUAAUUUGUGAAACAUCCCUCCUUCAUUCAGGCCUUAGAAUUCAUUCCUAAAGCAUGAUACCAAUCCAUUCUCUCAUGUUAACCGUGCUGCGGAGGCAAUGGUUAAAAGUCACGAUGUCACAGCAUGUUAAAUUCUUCUCAGUGAAAUGAUUUGAAAUUAAAAAUUAAAUCACUUGCAAAAAAAGUAUAUAUUUCAAUAGGAAAGGACCAAGGGGGUAUUUAAAUAUGGAAAUUGUAGUGUGUGGGAAAAGUGUUUACGUCCAAAAUUUUCAGAAUUUUGAUAGAAAGGAGACUUCGUGGUACUUAAGGUCAGCUAACUAUCACCAAGAUAAGUAGUUAAAGAACAACUUCCAAGAUAUGAGAGUACAAUCUAGGUACCAGGCCAUAUUCCGUAAAAAUCACAGUUUUUAAAAAAAUCUUGACUACAGAAAUUAAGGUACGGAUUUGUCUCCAAGAUGAUUCAAUUUUGUUUUUUUUUUGCUUCACAUGUAAAUACCGAAAUUGGUCAGAAGAAAAUAUUGUUUUCAGAUGCAUCUAAAAUCCUUUCAAGGCCGCCAUGUUUGCUAUCCUCUGGUACAGAGCCUGGCUUCACGUGGUGUUAAAAUAUUUGAUUGGACUACGACUUUUUCCAAGAAAUGGACUAUCUUUAAAGUAAAUAUGUUCGUCAAUCUCCCACCCCGCCCCCGCCCCCAAUACAGCUGGUGUUUGACUCGGCCUGAAUCAGAAAUACAUCGUCAAACGCAUCAAGUAAAUGUCGGAUGUAGAUAUCUAGAGUUUGAAAUUAACCUUCCGUACCAGUUUAAAUGUUGAUAUUUUGUAAUUAUGAUCUGGACUUUGCUUUUGAAAGGACUAUUAAUAUUUGAAUAUUCAAAUUCAAUUGCAAUGGUGGGAAAACCUAUCAAAGCGAUUCAGCCGCAUUUCUUAAAUAGAAAAUGCAAUUAAACUAACAAGGGAACAUUUUGAGAAUAGAACCGGUUUGGGUUUAGAUUCUGACAUCUUCUUAGUUUCGCAAAAUGUCUGCACAGAUUUAAAGUGGUCGGUGGUGAAAUUAAACACUGUCAGUUAUUAAACGGUAAUAUGCUGAAUGUACAAAUAUGAUUUAAGUAUAAAGAUAGAUGGACUGGCGUAUUUACAUAGUGACAGAUCGGCUAGCUCAGUGGUCAACAGCCAACAGCAAGCCAGUGAGUGCCUGUAGGAUGGAAAAGCGCGGUAUGAAAAGGAUGGCUUUGCCACACAUACUGGGAUCAACUCUUACACCUCACAAUCAGAGCCAUGAAUUAGAAGAGAAUUGUUUAUAAAGGUGAACUCAAACAAAUAAUUAGAAACAGAUUAAAAAUAGAAUUAAAAUAUAUUUUGGAACACAACUACUACUCCACGGUUCCUGACAAGAAUUACCACGGGACGCCCUGCCUACUCUGUACUAACAAGUUUUAAAAGUGUCUUAAUUGGAUUUAACGGUGAAACAAUGAAAAAUCAUUUUCUAUCAGGGCUUUGAUGUCGAUAGGCGGCCGUACAAGGGUUAUGUAAAAGUCGGGUUUGGAGGAACUAGGGGCCUUAAGAGCGACGCUCGCAGCGACGACAGACAAUAAAAAAGGUGUAGUCAGGACACUGAAACUACCCUGCAUAAUGUUAAGUGUAACAAGGUUGCGUGUCUUUUUUAUAUAGUACCUCAUCUUGAUUGAGAAGGCAUGUAUAUAAAGUGUUAUUGCAUACGUUGUCUUUUACUGCCGAUAAACAUGGGCAGGGAAAUGUACAGAGACAAUCCAUUUAUACGUUAAUUAUUCCAUCUAAAAGAGUCUAUGGCCAUCGCCUUGUGCAUCACGCGGCUUUGCGACUAGAAUGUUAAAAACCCCAAGCGGCCAGAGAGCAGGUUCUCGUUAAAUGUAAAUAGAAAUAGAGAGCUUGGAGAGGAAGCAGAAAGUGAACACACACACACACACACACACACACACACACACACAGACACACGCACGCACACACACACACACACACACACACGCACACACACACACACACGCACACACAC